Molecule: messenger RNA, 1328 nt
Organism: Drosophila bipectinata
Lineage: Eukaryota; Metazoa; Arthropoda; Insecta; Diptera; Drosophilidae
Product: testis-expressed protein 9
Source: RefSeq, a predicted model, not a curated record
UCCACACCAAUGGCUGAGCUUUUGUCCCGCGAGAAGGAACUCUUCAAAAUUAACCAAGAGCUCAAUUUGCUGACACUCAGCCCUGCCGCCGAUGCCAUGUUCGCUGGAAAGAUGGGAACGGCUGCCACGACCGGAGUGGCAGUGCCGCGAUAUGCCACAUACCAGAAGCAGAAAGGUCCGAGCACAUUGCUUCGCAAAAAAGGAGGCAAUCAAAUUAUAGGUGGAUCUCAGCUCAAGACAAAGCCGAAAAGUCCACCAGCCUGUGGAGCCGCCACGGCUCGACCUGCUGUCACAUCUCCGUUGCCCGAGAAGAAUCUGCUGACCAAGUCUAGGACUCUAGAUUGGAAGCAGACCAAACACAUGGGAGCUCCAUCUUCGCCAAUAGCUCGACAUACGUCCAAGAACGCAACCUUUACGCGGGAGUCGAACAGCAAGACUGCCACUUUUGUCAAAUAUCGGAAUCCCCACUUCAGUGAAAGUCCCUCGCUGGACAUGCUCCUGCGGAACGAUGCGAACGAGGGAAAUAAAAAUGGGUCCCCCCCUCCAGUGGAGACAAUCCAGAAGCGAGAGAGCACUACUGUCGUCAAUGGAUUGGCUAAAAAACAGCUCACCCAAGAUAACUACAUCAAAUUCCUCAAAGCCAAGGUGGCUAUUCUGGAGGAGGACCAUGCCCAGCAUUCUGGCGAACUGGCCCGCCAAAAGGAGCAGCUCGAGAUGGCACUGGAAGGGCAGCGAAAGUCCGAAAACCAGCGGGAUCAAACUGCUUGCUCCAACAAACACCUAUCCGAGCAGCUCAUUCGUUCCGAGCGAGCUUGCGAGGAUUUGACUCGGCGCCAAAAGGAACGCCAGCAGGAGUUCAUCACUCAGCAACGUGAGCUGGAGCAGCUUAAGCGCGACGCCAAGGUGGCCAGGCAGACGAAUAUCAAUCUGGAGAGCCGUCUGGGCCGCGCCCAAGAGGAGGCUGAAGUCGCCCGCAAGACUCUUGCCCAGGUACGAGAGGAGCAACGUGACCAGGCGGAGGUGCAUCGUAAGGAGCUUAAAAAUCGGGACAGUCGUAUCCGGACGCUGAAGCGGCAGCGGGCCGAGCUGCUCAAUGCCUACAAGAAGCAACUCUACAUGAUCGACAACCUGAAGCGCCAGUCCUCCUGCAUGGAACAGUCGGCGGCAAUCGGUUUCGGCGAGAAGGAGUUCAACAAGGUGCUCGAAUGGAAUGCAAAGACCUGAAUUCAUAGACCGGCCAGCUCUUGACAUGUAUACUUAGCUAAGAAAUUAGUGUAAAUAAGUUGCUUCCAAUUACAUUCUAUGGUCCCGAAAGUACUAGUCCCAAA